AUGGAUAUAGAAAUUACAACUUUAAGAAUUCAACGAUCUUCUUCAAUACCUCAACAUCAGUUCUCAGCAUCAUCAAUCACAAUUCUAGAUUUUACAACACGGGCAAUCCAACCAGUAGAUGAUGAAGGCGAGAUCAAAAUGCAGAUGUUCUUACCAAAUGCAGCAUCCAAUGAAGCGAAGUUGACCUUCAUCUCAGCCUUCAUCUCAAUCCCCUUUCAGAAACCCUGUCACCAUCGAAGAAACCCUUCAAAGCUUACCAUCGCGAAGAAACCCUCUCGCUACAGAAACCCUCUCACUCACCACUCAUCCUCGCUCCUCUUCGCCCCCCUCCUCGUCGCUGUGCCGCCCUCACCAGCGUCAUCUCUGCGCUUCUCAUCGUCCUUCCCCUUUCAAUUCAAUCGAGUAACCCUCAUCUCUGCGCUAUAUACUGAGCUUAAUGAAUAUUUUUUCUUUGAUUCGUCACCAAUUCACGCUACCUGUACAAACUCGCGCGCCUUCUCCUUCGAUUCGUCGCCGCUACUCAUCUCUUCUUCAAGGGUUUUCACCUUCGAUUCGUCGUCGCUCAUCUCUUGUUCACCGUUGCCAUUCAUCACCGCGCUCACCAAUGUCAAAGAAACUGUAUGCUCUCUAGCGACCUCUUCUCUGCUCUACUGUGAAGCAUCAAGGUUUCCAAUGAGGCAAAGCAUCGAUCCCUAACAAGCGAGGUAAGCGCCCGAUGAUGAUGAUGGUUCUGUGAAAUUUGGGAG
Molecule: messenger RNA, 746 nt
Organism: Arachis ipaensis
Lineage: Eukaryota; Viridiplantae; Streptophyta; Magnoliopsida; Fabales; Fabaceae
Source: RefSeq, a predicted model, not a curated record